GCUGGCCUCCCAUCACCGGAGCUGUCCAGCCAGUUAUUCCAGCAGUCUGGCCCCAGGGUGGGGAGUGGGCAGUGAGGGGCCCCUUAUCUCCCGCCGGGGCCCCAAAGCCUGCUCACCCAGCCUCCUAGCUCCCAUCCCUGCCACCACCCAGAGGCACCUUCUGACCUCAGAAGGCUGAGGGUCCUCAAAGAGGGGAAGCAGGAAUGGCCGGUCAAAUGGAGGAUGGAGGCAGAGUGGGCCGCAGCGGGGAUGGGUAGCCUGUGGUAAUAACGGGCCUCUGUGGAGGGAGAUAGGAGGUGGUCUCGAAGAGGCGGAACAGAUGGGACAGGAGUGGGGUGUCCUGGACAUGGCCCUGUUGUGGCUGACCCCAGCCCCCAGCAGUGGCUUCCCUGACACCCCUUCCUUCUAAGUCUGUCCUGAACUCUGGGCUCUGUUGUUGGCUCAUAUGCACAUACAUACUCUCUCUCUGUCUCUGUCCCUCUCUCUCUAUCUAUCUCUUGCUCUCUCACCGCCCCCCCCUCCGCCUGACUCUGUCUGACUUUAUUGAUCUUCCCCCUUCCUGCCGCUUUUACCCCCCUCCCUCAGCUGUGUGCCUCCAUCUCUCCGGAUCUUGGUCUCUGUCUGUCUGGGUCUGUCAGUCAUGAUUCCUGCCCCAACCGUCUCUGGAUCCAACUCUCUCUCUCUCUCUCUUUCUCUCUCUCAUUCUCGCACUCUCCUGUUCUGUCGGCCUGCCUCUCUCUGGAUCUCUCCUUCUCUGGGUCUCACUCCAAGGCUUUGUGGGGGCUUUGUCUCUUCUUCUCUGGGACUCUCCUGUCUCCCUUGUCUGUUUUCCUAUCUGCCUGUCAGGGUCUGUCCCCCUCUCUCCACCCCACCCCAGGCUCCACCCCCUCGCCCCUCACUUGGGUCCUCCUCCCGGCACCCCUCUCGGCGGCAGAGGCUCUGGACAGCGGGGAUGACGCCCUCCCCGGGCUGGGGCUGCCCGAGCCCCGCAUUCGCUCAGGCCAGCCGGCAGCUGUCUGAAGAGCCCGCGGGCCCCACGCUGGGUCCCCCGUCGUGUGAGGGUCUAAGGAGAAGAGGGUGGGCGCGCACCAGUCUCGGUCAUCCCACAGCAGUAACUGGAAGACCAGAGCAGCCAGCGCCGACUCCUGAGCGCCACAGUGGGACAGGGACCCCCGCUCAGCCCCCUGCCUGGUGCCGCUGCCCGCGGGGGCGCCUGGGCCCCGGGGUACGAAAGUUCUCAUCCGGGCACCCACAGGGCAUACCUGCACACGUGGGCUCCUGUGCAUGGCUGUGUGGGGUGGCGGGGUCACCUGUGGGCCCCUGUGCUGGUGCCUCUGCCCGCAGGAGUGUUCCUAGAAAGGGAGUCUUGCAUGUGCCUACGGGCCAGGGGAAGGGACGGUGGUCCCACUAGUGUCCUUGACUCGUCCUUGUAGCCGCCCCCUGGGCUCCCCUCCCCCUCCCCAGCUGCCAGCGGUCCCAGCCUGGGGCCGCCGCCCCGCCCCCCCAGUCUGUCCCAGCUCCCAAGCACUGCUGCGUUCGCCAUAUUUGGCCACAGUGCUCCUGCGGGGGGCGGGGCGGGGCUGACAUCACCCCGAGAAGGGGGGGCCACCGCCUGGAAGAGGGGAGGCGGGCAGGGACUUGGGGGAGGCCGGGAAGUUGCUUUGAAAAGUCUGGGGCUGCCAGGGCCCCCCAUGCGCCAGACCCCUGCUGCUCUGAGGGAGGCCUCAGGAAAGGAUUGGGGGGGGGACAUGGGUUGAGGACUCUGUUGGGAGGGGUCUUAGAGCACCGUAGCCCCUCUUCUGCCUCCCCUCUGACAGCCUGGGGCAGUAUCAGAUCUCGGGGGAGGCCCUGCAUCUCAACUACCUCAAUAUGGGAGCCACUGGGCCCCCAGAGUCUCUGCCCCCUCACAUCUGUAUUCCAAGAACUUGGCCUCAGGAGUUGAGGAGGGGAUGGGGCUACAGCUUCCUGGGGGGGAGAGUGGGCUGGGAGUAGAGGAGUGUGGCCCCUUUUCCCUGGUCAGGAGCACGGCUUCCCCUCGCCUGGGCUGCCCUCUGGUGUGGAGAGCUAUUCUUCGUGGUCUUGGAGGCCUCACGGCGAGGGCGACAGCCCUGUGGGGGUCCUUGAAGCUGCUCCAGCCACUUGGGCUCGAGGGGAGGCCCCUGGGCUGGACCCCCACUGGGCGGGCUCAGGGUAGUUGCCAUGACAGCUGGGCCUCCUUUCUUGCUGCAGGUGGUGAGGCUUCUCAGCUUCAUCCCCUGGGUUAGGAGACUGAAGCCAGAUUGCCAGGCUCUGAACCCGGCUCUAGCCCUUCCGAGCUGUGUGUCUGACAAGUUGCUUAACCUCUCUGUUCUCUGGUUUCCUCAUCUAUAAAGUGAGACUAAUAAUAGUCUCUACGGCAUAGGUUAUUGUGAGGAUUAAAUGAGUCAACGUGUACAAAAUCCCAGAACAGGGCCUGCCAUAUGGCAGGUGCUCUCUUUAGAGUAAUAGCCUUAACUCUGUUUCCAUCUGACGUUUGGGCCCCCUCGGCCCUCCCCAUCCCAUGCCACUAGCGACCCUCUUCAAGCCUCCCCAGACAAACAGGUGGCCCCACACAGAGGGCCCCCCCUACCCAUUUGGCAGGGCCUGGAAUUCUUGUCUGAGGGCAAAGAAUUCCCUUCCCCAGCUUCAGAGGGGUCUCCCACCCCCUCCACCCUACCUACCCCCUACCCCACCCCAGCUUUCCCUGCAGACCGGAGCAAAGUCUCUGGAUCUAGCCAUCUUGGGCUCCGAGGCUCCCUGGACAUUGGGCAUGCAGAGUCUGAAGCUGAAGGGGGUUGGGGAUGAGCCUUGGAGCUGUGUGUGUUGGGGGGACUGCCGGGUGUGGUCUCAGUUAAUAACCCAGCCUGGCGUGUGCAGGGAACUCAGAGUUUACAGAGUCCUGGCCCAUCUGCGAUGUGGGCCAGGGCAGGGGCAGGCGUGUGGGUGGUUUACGGGCCACUGUGGGGCCAGGAGGUGCAGGAACAGGAAGUGGGAUGGAGGAGCCGGUGGGGUUGAGCAAGGCUGUGGGCCAGGCACCUUCUCAGCUGCUCCCUUGCCAACCAGCAUCAUUCCCUCCUUGCGAUUCCUGGGGCGGUCCCUGCCCCAUGUUUAGGUUCUUUGGCCGGGCUCCUGGGAGUUAUCUUUUAGGGAAGUCAAAACCACACCCUUCCUAGAUCCAGGGCCCUUUCCCUCCCACAGCGGGUCUUCAGCAAGGUUGCGCUGAGGCGGGGGGGAGAACGAGGAGGGUGAGGGUCCCCAGUUGGGGGCUGCCGAUGGCAGGAGGAAGAGCUGCAGAAACACCCAGCAGGCCCCCUCCUCUUCUCAUCGCCACAUGACUGCGAGCCUCAGUGUCCCAUCUGAAUAAUGGGUAUCACUCCUCGCGCUCCUUGCCUUAGUUUUGAGGAUUAAGUGAGUAUGAACAUGCUUUUCGCCCACAAAAGUGCCUUGUAGAUAUGAGGUGUUAUUGUUGUUACUGAUCACCACCAGUCCUAUGUCUUGAGUGUUAUGAGCCAGGCAUUGUGGUUGGUCCUUUGUCGUGAUCUCAUUUAAUUUUAACCCUCACGACCUCAAGGAGCCCUUUUCCCUCAUCUUAUGGGACGGAAGCUCAGAGAGGUGAGGUAGCUCAUUUAAGGCUGCACAGCACUGAGCCCCGGCUGCCCAGUGGGCUCAGGCCCAGAGCCCAGAGCAACCAGCACGAUAGCGUCCAGCAGCUGGAAUGCCAGCAGCAGCCCCGGGGAGGCCCGGGAGGACGGGCCCGAGGGCCUGGACAAGGGGCUGGACAACGACGCAGAGGGUGUGUGGAGCCCCGACAUCGAGCAGAGCUUCCAGGAGGCCCUGGCCAUCUACCCGCCCUGCGGCCGCCGCAAGAUCAUCCUGUCAGACGAGGGCAAGAUGUACGGUCGAAAUGAGUUGAUUGCACGCUACAUUAAAUUGAGGACCGGGAAGACUCGGACAAGAAAACAGGUGUCCAGCCACAUACAGGUUCUAGCUCGGAAGAAGGUGCGGGAGUACCAGGUUGGCAUCAAGGUCUCUAGCCACUUGCAGGUUCUAGCCAGGCGGAAAUCUCGAGAGAUUCAGUCCAAGCUGAAGGCCAUGAACCUGGACCAGGUCUCCAAGGACAAGGCCCUCCAGAGCAUGGCAUCCAUGUCGUCCGCCCAGAUCGUCUCCGCCAGCGUCCUACAGAACAAGUUCAGCCCGCCCUCCCCUCUGCCCCAAGGCGUUUUCUCCACUUCCUCACGGUUCUGGAGCAGCCCCCCUCUCCUGGGACAGCAGCCUGGACCCUCUCAGGACAUCAAGCCCUUUGCACAGCCAGCCUACCCCAUCCAGCCGCCCCUGCCGCCCACGCUCAGCAGUUACGAGCCCCUGACCCCGCUCCCCCCAGCUGCUGCCUCUGUGCCCGUGUGGCAGGACCGCACCAUCGCCUCCUCCCGGCUGCGGCUCCUCGAGUAUUCAGCCUUCAUGGAGGUGCAGCGAGACCCUGACACGUACAGCAAACACCUAUUUGUGCACAUCGGCCAGACGAACCCCGCCUUCUCAGACCCGCCGCUGGAGGCCGUCGACGUGCGUCAGAUCUACGACAAGUUCCCUGAGAAGAAGGGUGGACUGAAGGAACUCUAUGAGAAGGGGCCCCCGAACGCCUUCUUCCUUGUCAAGUUCUGGGCCGACCUCAACAGCACCAUCCAGGAGGGCCCUGGAGCCUUCUAUGGGGUCAGCUCUCAGUACAGCUCAGCAGAUAGCAUGACCAUCAGCGUCUCCACCAAGGUGUGCUCCUUUGGCAAACAGGUGGUGGAGAAGGUAGAGACGGAGUAUGCCAGGCUGGAGAACGGGCGCUUCGUGUACCGCAUCCACCGCUCCCCCAUGUGCGAGUACAUGAUCAACUUCAUCCACAAGCUGAAGCACCUGCCGGAGAAGUACAUGAUGAACAGCGUCCUGGAGAACUUCACCAUCCUGCAGGUGGUCACGAGCCGGGACUCCCAGGAGACCCUGCUUGUCAUUGCUUUCGUCUUUGAAGUCUCCACCAGCGAGCACGGGGCCCAGCACCAUGUCUACAAGCUCGUCAAAGACUAGGCCACUGUUGGCCCCCAGCACCAGGAUCCAGGACAAGCAUCUUUUCCACACACCUGCCUGGCCCCUCCCCCCCCGCCCCCCGGAGGUCUGGAUUGAGGACUCACCCGCCUGCCAGGCCUCAGGCCCAGGACCCAGGAGGCCUCUCCACCUACCCCCAGCACACACACUCCCUGCCACUGUUCUGCGCUUUAAUUGUGGGAGAAGAGGGCUCCGUGGUGGGGCAGCCUGCCCCAGACGCUGAACCAUCACCCAGCUCUGCCCAGCCUCCAGUGAGCGGAUCCGACCCCUUCGGGCUCAGGCAUGUGUGGCCAGCAGGGGAGGGUAGAAUGGAGAUCGAGGAGGUGAGAGUGCAGAGGCCCCAGGAAGGAGAGUGUCGAGUUGGGGUUAGGGUGAGGAGAGAGAGGGGCCCCCACUUUCUUGCACCUGUGGUGUGCCAGGCCUGGUGCUAGGCCCUCUGUGUGCCUGGCGCCGUUCUCAGACCGGGCAAGGCAAGCGUGGGUCUUGGUGUCUCAUGAUGGGCUGAAACUCCGAGAAGUCGAGGGACCCAGCAAGGGGGGCGGAGUUGGAAUUCUCAUCCGGGGCUGCCUGUCCCCAGAGCCCAGGUAUACACUGCCUCCCUGGAGUGGGGGGCCAGCCGCAGGGGGUGGGAGAGACGGUCUGUACUGGGGGCUGGGGCCAGCCAGGUUGGGGGCCUCCUCCCAGGGGAGCAGCUGCUUCUGACUAGGCAGGAAAAGAGGAGCAGCAGGUGCUUGGCACCUGUUAGGUGCCCUCUGUCAGCCCACAGUGCAGCCAGGGCCUUGGGAGCCCCUGUGCCGACCUCCUCCAAGCUGCUCCGGCCCACAUCCGGGGCCUGAGCCCCUCAGCACCUUCCUGACAGGAGAAGGCCCCCGGGGUCAGGCUCCAAAAUAACUUGGAGGGUCAAGUAGGAAGAUGGGAGUCCCAGCCUCUGGGCAGACCAGUGUCCCAGGGACAAGGGGUAGCAGAAGGAUUUGAUGUUUUCAAAUGCCCAACACUUGGGUUUGGUGAGCCCUCGGUGGGCACCAGUCCCUUACGUUUCUCUCCACCUCCAGUCUCCCAGGCCUGGAGUAGCAGCUCCCCAGAGCCAGUUCUGGGACUGAAGGUUCACCCUUCCCCUGCUGCUCCUCCCCAACAGCCAGAGCCCUCAGCCAGCUUGGCCUGUCUACCAGCCACCUCUGGGCAUUGACGAGUUUCAUAUGAAGUACUGUGCCCCUUCCCUUCCGUACACCGCCCGCCCCUGAGCUUCCUGAAGGUCCUCACAGUUUGCAUAUUGCUCAGGCCACUUCCAAACCCAACCUAGGUUUUAUAAUGUAUAUUAUAUUUUUUUGUGUAUUUUUUAAAUCCAGCUGUGAUGGGUUAUAUCAUAAACGUGGCGCGGGGCUGGGGCAGGGGUCCUCAAGGCCCGGCUCCUGCUCCAAAAAAAAAAAGAAAAAAAGAAAAAAAUUAAAGUUAUUUGUUUGUGGGUUA
Messenger RNA from Mirounga angustirostris (Northern elephant seal), 6570 nucleotides. RefSeq names its product TEA domain transcription factor 3 (gene TEAD3). The transcript is spliced from 14 exons. Gene Ontology annotation, molecular function: DNA-binding transcription factor activity, RNA polymerase II-specific; RNA polymerase II cis-regulatory region sequence-specific DNA binding. Gene Ontology annotation, cellular component: transcription regulator complex. The record is from RefSeq and is a predicted model, not a curated record. Gene Ontology annotation, biological process: hippo signaling; embryonic organ development; positive regulation of transcription by RNA polymerase II. Bases 3910 to 5085 code for a protein of 391 amino acids. Lineage: Eukaryota; Metazoa; Chordata; Mammalia; Carnivora; Phocidae.